This is a messenger RNA of Penicillium longicatenatum, 1044 nucleotides long. Its product is annotated as FAD-dependent oxidoreductase. The record is from RefSeq and is a predicted model, not a curated record. The transcript is spliced from 4 exons. Bases 1 to 1044 code for a protein of 347 amino acids. NCBI's taxonomy places the organism in Eukaryota, Fungi, Ascomycota, Eurotiomycetes, Eurotiales, Aspergillaceae. Gene Ontology annotation, molecular function: FAD binding.
AUGUCGACCCCUCCAAUUCUCAUCAUCGGUGCUGGCAUCAGUGGCCUCAUCCUCGCCCAAUAUCUGCAAAGUCGCCAAAUUCCCUUUGAGAUAUUCGAGCGCGAUUCGGCAUUUGAUGCACGAAACGGAGGAUGGGGACUAACGCUUCACUGGGCCCUCCCAGCCCUACGACAGUUGCUACCCGAGCAUCUAGUAGCUCGGUUCCCGGAGACGUUUGUCAACAAGGAUGCAGCAGCCCGCGGGGAUAUGGGACGAUUUCAAUUCUUCGAUUUGAAAUCCGGCAAAGCCCUUUACAAUGUCCCUGCCGAAGAACGGAUUCGCGUGAAUCGAGGACGAUUGCGGGAGUUGUUGACAACCGGACUGGACAUUCAAUGGAACAAAACAUUUGUUAAUCUCGAGUCGUCGGAGUCUGCCAUUACCGCUCGCUUUGAAGAUGGAUCUUCUUGUACUGGACGUCUGCUCGUUGCUGCUGACGGUGCACGGUCGCGCGCCCGACAGAUCUUGUAUCCCCAGGGAUAUGCAAUGAAUUCACUACCUGUACAGCUUCUGGGGGCAUCAACACUUUACACGAGAGGACAACUGGGCGGUGCAGAGUUGAUCGACCCUUAUAUCUUCCAAGGGUCCCACCCCGACACCGAUGUGUUUUUAUUUUUCAGUUUUCUGGACACCCCGAGCAACUUUCAGGACAGCAGCAGGGAUGAGUAUCUCUGCCAGAUUAUCGUCUCAUGGGCUGAUCAAAAGGGCAUCGCUCUGCCUUCGGGAAGCACAGAUCGUAUCGCGCUGAUGAAACAGUUGACUGAGAACUGGGCCGAACCUUUUCGCUCCUUGAUACACAAUCUACCUGAAGACAAUGAGGCUCGGUCAAUCCGCAUUGAGGAUUGGAUCUUUCGUCCUGGCCAGCGUGAUGCGCACCCUCGAGCAAUACUCAUGGGAGAUGCGGCGCACACUAUGACCAUGUUCCGUGGCGAAGGUGCCAAUAAUGCGAUCGUGGAUGUCUUGGAUCUAGUCACGAAGCUGAAUUUCGACAUGGGGAACCCAUCGUAA